Tyto alba (common barn owl) is the source of this 382-nucleotide messenger RNA. RefSeq names its product ATP synthase F1 subunit epsilon (gene ATP5F1E). Gene Ontology annotation, cellular component: mitochondrial inner membrane. The coding region runs from base 82 to 237 and encodes 51 amino acids. The transcript has 3 exons. Gene Ontology annotation, biological process: proton motive force-driven mitochondrial ATP synthesis. Gene Ontology annotation, molecular function: proton-transporting ATP synthase activity, rotational mechanism. The record is from RefSeq and is a predicted model, not a curated record. NCBI's taxonomy places the organism in Eukaryota, Metazoa, Chordata, Aves, Strigiformes, Tytonidae.
AUUGGCUAGAAAGCCGCUCUGUGGGCUUUCCUCUUCCGCUGGGCGCUGACCUUGCCGGGAGCGGGGCGGUGGGCUGCAGCGAUGGUCGCGUAUUGGCGGCAGGCUGGGCUCAGUUAUAUCCGGUAUUCCCAGAUCUGUGCCCAGGUUGUUAGAGCGGCAAUGAAGCCUCAGUACAAAGCGGAGGCAGAGAGGGUGGCAAUGGCCACUGUGAAAACUGUGAAGCCCAAGAAAGAAUAAAAUGAACUGAUCUGUGGUGAAUAUGCUAACGGCAAACUGCAAAGCUGUAGGCAAGCUCAAGACUCUGCAAUAGGAUGUCAUCACGUUAACUGUAACACUUGCCUCUGUGUAAAGCAGUAUGCUAAUAAAUGUAAUUUCUGUUGAA